Molecule: messenger RNA, 6208 nt
Organism: Quercus robur (English oak)
Lineage: Eukaryota; Viridiplantae; Streptophyta; Magnoliopsida; Fagales; Fagaceae
Exons: 9
Coding region: 161-5629 (1822 amino acids)
Source: RefSeq, a predicted model, not a curated record
AUCUAUUUCCCCAAAAUUUGAAAUCCCUUUCCGCGCUAAACGCCACUCUAUCCUCACCGUUCAUCCCAAACCUCUCUCUCUCUCUCUCUCUCUCUCACAGUGAAUCUCCAUGGCCAUUCUCUGAAGAACGAAGAACGAAGAACGAAGAAGAAGAAGAAGAAUGUCGACGAUAGAGAAGCUUUUGGCGCAGAUCUUCGAUCGGAAACGGUCGAUCAUCGACCAAGCCAAGCACCAAACCCUUCUCUUCGACCAAAACCUCGCUUCCAAACUCCUCAUUGACGGAAUCGUCCCUCCUCCGUGGCUGGUGCCCCCUCCGCCCCACGCUCACUCCUCCGAUCCAAAUCAGUUCAAUAAAGAGGAGCUCAUUUCGGGAUUGUUGCUCCCAUGCCCACAACCCGUUGUCCCUUAUUCUAGUAGCCGUUACUCUCAGUACAACAAGCCAGUUGUCGCAGGUGAUAAUCGUGCGUCACAAAAUGGUUUGUUGAAAGAAGUGUGUGUUUUGGACAAAGGCCUUGACGCCGGAGAUGGGCCGUCAUUUUUGCCAGAGUGUCAUGCUGGAUGUGCACCGAGUGCUGAUUCUGAGCUGGGUCUGAGUGCUAUAUCUCCUCAAGAUCCGAGAGAGAGGAGAAUAUCAGACACUUACCAAAAUCCAGCUUUAUCAUUGGCGAGAGUUCAAAGGUCCAAGUCAAGACAAAGGGCUCUGGAGCUUCGCAGUAGUGCAAAAGCAGCCAAAAGCUGUGCAAGGGAUGAGAAUAUUGUUGCUACUUUUGGUGGUGGGAUUUCGGGGUCUGCAAUUGCUUCCCUCCAGUCUGACCCCGUUGAUGAGUUGGUGUUUGUCAAUCCUGUAGAUAACAACAAUGUUAGUUGUGUAGUGGAAGAAGGAAAAAAUGGUGAUUGUCGCAGCAAGGAAGAUGGUAGCAAUAUUUGCUCUGGUAGAAUGACAAGAUCUAGAAGCUCUAGCCAGCAAGUCAGUUCUUUCAACAAGGGUAACUCUUCUUAUAUUGGUAGGGAAGAUCGUAAUGUACUUGCAAGUUCUAUUAUCAAAUCAAAAGAGAAUGAACCACCAGGUUUAGCUGAACCAUCUUGUAUUACUGAUGGAAGUAGUAGGGGGAGGAAAUCAAAAAUAGGAGAUAACUGGAGUGAGGACAUUCGAAGCAAUGUUUACCAUGGAAGAAUAACAAGAUCUAGAAGUUCUAGUCAACAGCCCAACCACAUGAAUAAAUUGAUGAAGCUGGAUAGCUCUUAUGACAAGGAUAAGGUAGAUGGUGUUGGACAUUCCAACCAUGUUGAUCAGUCCAAGGAAUUGGUCAAAUUCUCUGUUAUCACUGAUGACAGUUGUGGAGCAAAACAGGAAGUGGACUGUGAUAGCAACGUUAAUUUUGGUAGAAUACCAAAAUCUAGAAGUUCUUCCCAGCCAUCCAACAAUGUUAACUGUAUCACACAGGCACAGUCCAUUAGCAAAUCCAUAAAACCGCCUCAAUCUCCACGUUGGGUUGGAGGAGAUGCUGCUUUUCAAAGUGGAGAGAGCCCUCAGAUGUAUGAUGGAAGGUCCUUGCCAAGUCAAAAGGAUCAAGAGUUUCACAGAGCAGAUGCAAGCGAACAAUCAAGGAAGGGGAAUUCUGAAGCCGAGUUUAUUUCCAGGAAAUCACUUGCUACUAAUAACAUCAAAUUAAGUUCAAAGGCUGUGUGCUCCAAUGUGUCUGAUCAAAGAGUUACCUGCUCCAGAUUUGCUGCUUCCUGUGAGUCUAAUAAAGUUCAGGGUGCUCAAAUUUCCAAUGGAGGUUCAUUGCCAAUUCAAGACAAAGAGCCAUGUAAAGUUAAUGCAGCAUAUUAUUCAGAUGAGGAAAAUAUUGCUGAUGGUAAAAAUAUAAGGGGAGAAACUACUACCAUUGAGAAAAUAUCAAAACCUGUCAACUCCUCCCAUGCUUUAGGUUGUAAAGUUACAUACUCCACAUCUAAUGCUUCUAGCAAGCCUCCACUUGCACAAUCUCUAAACAGGUCCGAGAAAAUUGACCUUAAGGAAGUGUCAGGCACUCAAAUAGAAGUCCUGCCUUGUACUCGCACCAGUGAUACUGUUGGCCCAGAGAGAUGCGCUUCAACUGCUGCAGGAUUUGAGAUUGAUCCUGAUGAGCUUGUUGCUGCUCGUUCGGGUUUUCCUGGGGCUAACUUGGACGUUGCUAGCCUUCGGAUUGGGGUGGAGGUUUUAGCCACGAGGCCACACUCUGAUUGUAAUGUGCUUAUGAGACCCAAGCAACUUAAUUUUGAUGAUGUGGAAGAGUCCAGUUUGAAUGUAGUUUCAAGUCCUGCAUCCAAGAGGGAAAUACAGGGCAGGUCAUCAGAAACAGAAAGAAGUCCUCUUACCUUGCCUGAUCCUGCAGAUAUAAUGGACAAAGUGGCCUCUGUGAGUUACCAAGCAAAUUGCAACAUAUCUCAAGAGAAAACUUUGCUGGAGGAGCAGGAAGAUCUUAGAAAAGAAUCGGAACCGAGUUUUUCAUCUGAAGUCCAUGCGGAGAAGACAGAUGAAGCCAUCAGAAGCUCAGAUGGAAAUGCUGUGUCAGCAGUAAAAGAGACAUAUCAGGUUCCUAAGGAUGCAGCUACACACACUUUGCUAGAAAGUGACAAAAUUAUCAAAGAGGAGGAAUCUUCUUUGAUAGAUCAUUUAUCUCUAUCGCAAUUUUCCUGUGAAGAUUUGCUUGAACUUCCAAAACAAGUGGGGUAUAACCUGUUGCAUGAUAGUGUUGAUACAAGGAUGGAUGCUUCAGUUGAGAAUGUUGUCAUGGAGCGUGAUGGUGGAGAAUCUACCAAAUUGGUGUUUGAAGACAGUAAACUCGAUAGUGAUCUCUGUGGUGAUCUCAAGCAAUUAACAGGUGCUAAUUUUGGAAUAGUUAGGGGAUCUGGUCCUUUUAAAGAUUCAGACGUAACUUUAAGAGAUUCUACAUUUGAGCUUCCUUGUGCUGUUUUGGUGGAAGAAACAGAAGGUACUUUGUUGGAGCAGACUACAAAUUCAGGCAUUUCACAGUGUCAAAAUGAAGACUCCUUGGGGAGAUGUAUCAGUGAAGACAAACAUGUUUAUGGUUCAAAAUCAACUGAAGAGCAAAUUUUGAAUAAUGGCAUGCCAAGUGUAAGUUUUAGCUUGGGCUUGCAUGAUUCGCAGCCUCAGCAUAAGCGGAGAAAGAUUGAUUUUCAACUAACUGAAGUCCUUUCAGCUUCACCAAGCCUGAGGGAAGAGGGACUUAAAUUGAUUGACAGGGAUUCUGUUAGUGAAAACCUGGAUGGUGCAGAAGAUAUUCUGAAGGCUGUCUUUGAAUCUCAACACUUGUCAUUAUCUUAUGAGGAGGACGCUGCACAAUCAGAUGCCAGUAAGAACCCAGUUGAAGAAUUGCAACAAAAUGGGGAAGGCCACAUCAUAGAAGGGUCUGAAGCUUCAACUAGGCUGCAAGUUGAAGAGGUUGAACAUAGCUUGGAGGGUUGGGAUGGAAACACACCUUUCACUUUUAUGGAUGAUGGGUUACGAGUUUCCUAUAUCUCAAGUUUGAUUAACCAGGUUGCUGGUGAUUCUCAAGGUUGUUUAGUGGAGGAAGCAGGAGUGGCUGAUCCAAAUAGCAAACUCUUGGAUGAAAGAAUGCGAUGCUUUGUAGAAGAGAACCCAGUUCCUUUGCAUCUUGAAGAUAAAUUACAGCUGGGAAUUACAGAGUAUUUUACUAACAGUGAAAGAACCAUGCAGGAAAAGAGAAGUAAUUUGGAAGGGAUUGAAAAUUUUUCAUAUUGCUCAGUUAAUUCUCCGCAUAGCGAGUCCUUGGAUUUGACUGGGGCUGAUGAGAUAAUGCCUGAUUUUGAGGGUUUCAUUAUGCAAACAGAUGACAAACAGCCAUGCAUUGCUGAGGAGGGAAUUAGCUUUGACCUUCCAAAUACUGCAAUAGAACGUGCUAGUGUUUUGGAGCAGCUAUGCAGAUCUGCUUGCAUGAAUACCCCAUUAUCCUGUUCUUCAACUUCACAUAAAUUGCACAGAAUACCAAGUCUUUACCAGUCUGUUCCUAAUGGGCUUCUAGAGGGCAUUAACAUGAAAAGCACCCUCUCUAUGAAUAGUACUGGCAAGCAGCUCCAUAAUGGUUGCUUGAGUGAAGAAGUUGGGUUUGCUUUUCAUGGAAGGUCCUAUUCUGAUUGCCUACCAACUUCUAGUGGUCAAUCCACUUGGAAUAUAAGAAAUCCCUAUUCAUCUCCAGUUGGGAAAUUCUGGGAUAGAAUCACAUCAAACACUGGCAGUUCAGAGAAGCAAGUGAGCUCAAAUCCAGAGCUUCCCUGCAUUGAUGAAGAAAAUGAGAAUGCAGAUGAGGUAGCCGAGACAUUACCAGAAGGCAUUUUUUCAGAAGUGACUACUAGCUCAGUCAAAAGAGUACCACUUGCUGACAUGACAGAAAAUCCAAAUCCUCCUGCAUCAGUUUCUGAGGUGGAGAUACAUGCUGAUAGAUACAGUCUAGAUUCUGUAAACACGGAAUUCAGCUUCACUGGGACUCAUACUGGGGUCAAACAGAAGCAUGGAAACCAAAACAGCUCUAGGAGAAGAUAUGACAGGAAGGUGAAAGAGAAACAGAGUGUGUCAAUUGGAGCAAAUGGUGUUAAGAGGGCCAAGGAAUCAUUCCAUAGUAGGUUCAGUAAGACAAAAUUAUCUGGAAAAACCAGUAUGAGAAAUGGGGCCCCUAGUGGGAGGGAGUCAAAGACUAACAAUAUAAUCUCUAAUAUCACUUCCUUUAUUCCACUUGUUCAACAAAAGCAAGCAGCCGCAGUUGUCACAGGGAAGAGAGACAUCAAAGUGAAGGCCCUGGGGGCUGCUGAGGCUGCAAAACGUCUUGCAGAGAAGAAGGAUAAUGAACGUAAAAUGAAGAAGGAAGCUUUGAAACUUGAGCGAGCUAGACUCGAGCAGGAAAAUUUGAGGCAGUUGGAGUUGCAGAAGAGAAAGAAAGAAGAGGAAAAGAAGAAAAAAGAUGCUGAUAUGGCAGCAAGGAAAAGGCAGAGGGAAGAAGAUGAAAGAAAAGAGAAGGAGAGAAAGAGAAAACGUGUUGAGGAAUCACGUAGGCAGCAGCGCGAACAUGAGGAGAAGUUACAUGGCGAGAAAGAUGAGAGAGAAUUGAAAUCCCGAGCCACAGAUACAAGAACAAAUGAGAGGAAGGAAUCUAACAAUGAAGCAGAUAAGCAUAGAAACAUUGAAAAAGUUAGGGAGGACAAUAUCAGGAAGGUGUCAGAAACUGAACUUAGGACUACCAGUAUUCCAACAAGUGACAUCAUUAAAGCAAGCAUUCUACAUGAAGAUUCUAAGACAUUGAGUGGUUCUGGUAACAAUGUACAGGUAACAAGCAAUUUAGACAAAGCAAUAGAAAAAGACAACUCGUUUGCCAACACAAAUCAAGAACAAUACGAUAUAUCUCCAUACAAAGUUUCAGAUGAUGAAGAAGAUGACGACGAUGAUGAUGAUGUACCAAACAGCAAAAUUAUUCCUUCAUGGGCCAGUAGACAUUGUGUGGCUAAAGUUGUUUUUUCCCAGCAAAGAAUAGAUCCUGAAUCCAUUUUUCCCCUAGAAAGCUUUUGCAAUAUAGAUGAAGUUCUUCUAGCUCGGAAGCCUCAGAAAAAGUAGCAUGCUGGAGAAUGAAAAUGUACUGUAUAAAUUUGCACUUCUUCAGUCAUCUAGUAUCAGAGAUUCUGUUUAGGCUUCCAAGGAACAUAACUGUGAAAAGUUUAGGAUUCGGUGAUUCCUUUCCAACAUGAUUGUACCCGAAGAUUGCAGAAUUUAUGAUGUAUAUACUUCUUUUGUGUCAUAUUGGAUUUUUCACAAUCUGGCCUUAAUUUCUAAGUUCCAUUGUCAAUGGGAAGGGCUAUUGUGAAGCUGUUGGUCAGCUUAUUGGUUUAUCAAGCCAAACUUUCCAUGGCUGCCAUAGAAGAUAAACCAAUUCUGACACUAAUCCUCCUACUUCCCCCCUUCUCCUUGCUCAUUGCUAAUUCCUAGUUCUAAUUUUAAAGCCCCCAAGCGUUCAAUGAAUUCCAGUAAAAACAAGUUUCUGACCUCUAGAUGUACUGUCUGUUGCUUCCACAGUGGCUCAUUACCAAAGCAGGAAGACUAUAGUCCAGAUAAAAAAUUGUAAAAAUAGUGAGUUUCUGUGUAUCUUUUUGUAGUCUUAUUUAAUGGAAAUAAAUUGUUUUUAUGCUUUAGCAGAAA